Messenger RNA from Corapipo altera (White-ruffed manakin), 2081 nucleotides. Its product is annotated as C-C chemokine receptor type 8-like. The record is from RefSeq and is a predicted model, not a curated record. Gene Ontology annotation, molecular function: chemokine receptor activity. Lineage: Eukaryota; Metazoa; Chordata; Aves; Passeriformes; Pipridae. The coding region runs from base 138 to 1271 and encodes 377 amino acids. Gene Ontology annotation, biological process: chemotaxis; immune response; G protein-coupled receptor signaling pathway. The transcript has 3 exons. Gene Ontology annotation, cellular component: membrane.
UUUCCGUUCCUCUAAGUGUCAAGUACAGAGGCUGUAACACAUGUCACAAAGAGGAAAAGAUAUUUUAGGACUGUGCACCGCAGCAGCGAGGACCUUGCCUGUGGCUUGGCAUUGCAGCGUAAGCUCAGUGUUGGAUUAUGGAGAGGAACUUGACAUACCAGCUGGGCAGAGGCGGCUCUGAGGACAUGUCGGUGGGUUACACAUUGCCAACAUCUGACUCCCCUGCAGCCUAUGAAUCCGCCUUCUACUACCCAGACCUGGGCAUCAUCUGUAAUACUGAAAAUAUUCCGGCAUUUUCAUCUACCUUUUUUCCAGUGCUGUACUCCCUACUGUUUGUGGUAGGCCUUGUGGGAAAUGCUUUGGUGAUUUGGGUUCUAACAGUUUUCAAGAAAAUCAAGACCAUGACUGACGUGUAUCUGCUGAACCUCGCCAUCUCUGACCUUCUCUUUGUUUUCUCCCUCCCCUUCUUGGUUCGGUACUCCAUUAUGAGUCAAUGGACUUUUGGAAAUGCUAUGUGUAAGAUCAUCAGCUCAGCUUAUUUCAUUGGUUUCUACAGCAGCGUCUUCUUCAUAACCAUCAUGAGCAUUGACAGGUACUUGGCCAUAGUCCAGUCUGUCUAUGCUCUGAAGAUUCGAACAGCUGCCCAUGGGGCUAUCACCAGCCUUGUUCUUUGGGUAAUUGCCAUUUUAGCAUCAAUGCCAGACUUAAUUUUUUACCAGGAAGUAAAUGACAAUAACCAGAUUAAAUGCAUCCCUCACUAUCCUGGUGGCAACAAUGGCUGGAAGACUUUCAGUAAUUUUGAAGUCAACAUCCUGGGGUGGUUGAUCCCUGUUGGUGUCCUCAUUUUCUGCUACCACAGCAUCUUGAAAAACCUGCAGAAGUGCCAUACCCAGAACAAGUACAAAGCAAUAAAACUGGUUUUUAUUGUUGUAAUUGUGUUCUUCCUCUUCUGGACUCCCAUCAACAUUGUGCUUUUUUUGGACUCUCUAAGGAACAUGUACAUCAUUGAUGACUGCCAGACAAGCCAAAGGCUAGACCUAGCUGUGGAGCUGGCUGAGGCUCUCUCCUUUGUCCACUGCUGCCUCAACCCAGUUAUCUAUGCCUUUGUGGGUGAGAAGUUCAAGAAGCAUCUCUGUGAAGCUUUCAGAAAAUCUCCAUGUUUUCUCUUGAUCUGCAAAGACUACAGAGCUUUCAGUGGACGCAGCCUGGACAAGAACUCCUCUCUGCACACAAGGUCCUCACAGUCGUCUUCUGUUGGUACAGUCUUGUAGAACUACAAGUCAAAAACUAUCAUCCUGGACAGGUGACCUAAAGCUGAGAAAUCCUACCAGAAGGGAAUCCACAGAGAUGGACUAUUUGUGAAACAUUUUAUGACAGGAAAAGUGGAAGCAGCUGCUUGAUUUUGCUUUUAGUGUUGUUACUUUUUAGAGUCUUCUUUAGCAUCUCCCUCCUUUUCCCCUAGCACAGCCUGCCCUGCCUGCUUCAUAAAAGGGUGGUGGAAAUUACCAGCAGACUCCCACAUUGCCUGAGCAGCAUGGAAAGGUGCCUUAGAAACAUAUCUUCCACCUCUCAGAUUCAGUACUGAAAGGAACUGUUUUAUGUUUCCGAACUCUGGACACUUGGCUGCUCCUUCCCUGGUCUCAGCAGAGUGAAUUGGCUUUGUGAGCAGGGAUGGGGCUCACUGCAGGAGUGGGAACCUGCUCUUUGGAGGGAAAUGGUAUCCAAGUUUAAGGUGUCAUGGCAGGGACUGACUCCCAGUUGACAUGUCUGAAUGAGGCUUUCAGCCCAAAAAGAGCCUAGUGAAUAAUUGGAUAAGCAACAAAGAAAUAAAUGCUGUCCAUGUGUUUUUGUGAAAUCAAUGUGAAUUAAUAUCUAAGUAUGAUCUUGACACCCCAUCUGUUACCAGGGCCUGCAGCUUCUUGGCUGGAAAGGUUUGGAAGCUGUAGCCCUAUAAAUAAUGCUGUGAGUGUCAAAAAACAGCACUUACAGGAAUGAAUGAGACCUGUAGGAACAGGCGGAGGAAUAGUUACCAGGAAAAAGGCUGAAGAGUGGAAAAAUUAGUGAGUGUGAGCUGAGAGAGU